This is a messenger RNA of Aspergillus ruber CBS 135680, 1074 nucleotides long. RefSeq lists its product as uncharacterized. The record is from RefSeq and is a predicted model, not a curated record. NCBI's taxonomy places the organism in Eukaryota, Fungi, Ascomycota, Eurotiomycetes, Eurotiales, Aspergillaceae. The transcript has a single exon. Bases 203 to 919 code for a protein of 238 amino acids. Gene Ontology annotation, molecular function: oxidoreductase activity.
AUCAGAUGUCCUCGGCUGGUUUGACUUGUUUUAUAUAAGAGAAGCAAAGAAAUCAAAUAUAGAAUGUGUCCUUGUACAGCUGGAUAUUGAGCUGUAGUUGGUGUUGGCAACAACAUAAACAUGCAUACACUAGCCACCGGGAUUCUUCUCCAAUUCACACCUGUACCUGUAGUCCCGUGUCUAACAACGACAUCAUAAUAAUAUGGUUGUCAAUGAAAUCAAAGUGAUUCACGACUUUGUCUGUGCUGUAAGUACUCUGUAUGCUGUACCUUCAGUAAUGUACACGGUUAACUAUCGCAGUGGUGCUACAUCGCCAAACGCACCCUUGACCGUGCGAUCUCUCUCUGCCAUAAAAACCGUCCCAAGCGGACGCUCAGAUAGCUUCUCCAUAAAAUAUCGCCCCUACUACCUCAACUACAAUCCCCAUCCUCACAGCGUCGAUAAGAGCGAGCUUAUCGAUGUCCGACCACGCAACAUGACCCCGGAACAGCGCACAGCGCUCGUUAACCGGAUGAAGCAGAUCGGACGGUCUAUGAGUAUUCUUUUUAAGACUGGGCGAAAGAUUGGCAGUACAAGGGAUGCGCAUCGGGUUGUUUAUUAUUGUCAGAUGAGUAAAAGUAAGAAGGGUGCUGAUACGCCCACUACUAAUGAUCUUGUCGGGAAGAUUUUUGAGGCAUAUCAUGAGAGGGAGAUGGAUAUCUCGGAUCCGGUUGUUUUGAGGGAAUUGGCUGCUGAUGCUGGAAUGAGUAGGGAAGAGGUGGAUGGGUGGUUGGAUGCUUGUCCGGCGGUUGUCGAUGAGGAAGCCCGGAGGAAUAAGGAGGAAGUGAAGUCGGGAGUUCCUGUUUUUAUUGUCCAGGGCGAGCAUCGCAUUGAUGGCUCCAGGGACAUAGCUGAGUUUCUGGAAUAUUCAGUAAGGUGAAAGAGACUGAGAUGCAGGGCCUGGGACAAUGUGAAGGAUUACAGCACGGCUGCAAUAUAUCAUGUCUAUCAUCGGCAUUUCAGCAAUAAAUCACUGCCAGAAAGAAAGAAAGCCACUGCCGAUAUCCUGUCGACCAACUCGUAUUUAAUGGGUAC